UCCAACAAAGCUUUGGCAAAGGCAGAGUCCCAUCCCAUGGCAGAAAAUCAAACAUUGAAGAUAUUGGAAGUAUGCAGAGUGGUUCCUCCGCCGGACUCGUAUUCUUCUUCUCCGGCGACGCUCUCUCCGACGUUCUUCGACCUUUUAUGGUUGAGAUUUCCUCCGGUUCAACGUCUUUACUUUUACCAAAUCUCACACAAAUCUAUCUUCUUCCAAACCAUCGUUCCAAAGCUCAAAUCUUCCCUUUCUCUUAUUCUCCAACACUAUGCCCCUCUCGCCGGAAACUUUAUUUGGCCUCAACAUUCUUACAAACCCACCAUCCAAGCUGCCCCUGGCAACGGAGUUUUGUUCACCGUCGCCGAAUCAGAUGCCGAUUUUUAUCAUCUCUCCAGCAACAACUUACGCGAAACCAUAGAGUAUGAUCCGCUCUUACCUGAGUUUCCAUCCUCCGAUGAUCAAACUGUAGUAAUGACUUUGCAGGUGACUGUGUUUCAGACAGGAGGGUUUUGCAUAGGAAUCUCCACUCACCAUGCUCUUCUCGACGGAAGAACUUCAACAGAAUUCAUGAAGUCAUGGGCUCGUAUGUGCAAACUUGACAGAACGUCCCCGUCGUCGUCGUCUCCAACAGCCGAGCUUACACCGUUCUAUGAUAGGACCAUGAUCAAGGAUUCCAAAGGUCUUGAGGUCAUAUACUUGAACGCAUGGUUAAAUCUCAAAGGCCCGAACAACAGAAGCUUAAUGAUUUGGGAUGCAAAAGCCCCACCAGAGUCAGUCCGAGCCACGUUCCAAUUAACUCCCAAAAACCUCCAAAAUCUUAAACGACUCUCAGCAAUCACCAAUUUCUCCACCUUCACGCUGACCACUGCAUUAACCUGGAUUUGUUUGGCCAAGGCUGAAGAUUCUUCAAAUUCCAAAAUCUCUCUUGUGCUGAACGUGGAUGCCAGGGCUCGCCUGGAGCCGCCGAUGCCGGCUGGAUAUUUCGGGAAUUGCAUCGUUGGCCGCAUUGUUGUUGCAGAUAGAGAAAGUCUGGUCGGGGAAGAUGGAGUCAGAAUUGCAGCAGAAGCCAUCAACGGAGCAACAAAGAACCUGCAUUCCGCUGACACACUUUUGGACGGCGCCGAGCAAUGUAUUUCGUGGCUAGAUACUAUAAAUACCGCGGGGGAUAAGAUGGUGGGAGUUGCUGGAUCGCCGAGGUUUGAGGUCUACAGUGUUGAUUUUGGUUGGGGAAAGCCAAGGAAGGUGGAAAUGGCUUCCAUUGACAAGACUGGAGCCAUUUGUCUCUCAGACUCUCCUAACGGAGGAGUGGAGAUUUGUUUGGUGCGGCAAAGAGAUAUAAUGGAAAGAUUCGCCACCCAUUUCACCCAAGAUCUUCAACGUCUCUCAAUACAGAUCCCUCAUGUAAUAGAUGUUUGCGAUUAUGGAGCGAAAUCGAUGUCAGAAUGAAUUACGAUGAAGUAUAAUAGAGAAGGAACGAAAAUAAGGGUGUUUGGGUGCUGUAGGACCAUUAGGCCAAGAGCACGAUGUCACGGCGCUAUAGCGAAACAGCAAGGAAAAAAAAGAGGCGCACGCUGCUUUCUUAUGACGAGGUGGUGUUUCCAGUGUCUAGAGGCUGUAGCAAAGGUGUUUAAUAAAUACACCUUUCAGUUAGGUUUCUUUAUUUGUGGGUGCACAUCAAAGUGGCUGCCAUGAGCUAUGUUGGUGCACUGGUUUCAGGGCGUGGCAUCAGUCUUUUGGCAGAGAUACAGAUGUUCGGGUUGUAGUGCAUCGUCGGCAACCAAUUAUGGUAGGUAUUUAGUGAUGUUUUUAUUGUUGUAUUUCCUAGAAAUUUGGUACUUUUGUUGGGACAUCUCCAGUGUUAUAUGUCCAUUAUGCAAAAUCAUAUUAGAACUCGUUGUCACGGAAGAUUAGACAUAACUCAUAGUUUGGUGAAUCAGUAUAAAUUUGUUUGUGUGGUUUACUACAC
Molecule: messenger RNA, 1963 nt
Organism: Momordica charantia (bitter melon)
Lineage: Eukaryota; Viridiplantae; Streptophyta; Magnoliopsida; Cucurbitales; Cucurbitaceae
Product: malonyl-coenzyme:anthocyanin 5-O-glucoside-6'''-O-malonyltransferase
Source: RefSeq, a predicted model, not a curated record